AUGAACGCCGACUACUUCACCGUGGGAGUGCGUACCGGAACUUCCGGCUUAGGUGGUAUUUCCUUGCUGAUGAUUCACAGAGACUUCCCGGGCGUACAGCUGAAGCGGCUGGCCACACAAGGCUGGCUUUGCAGCAGCACCACCCUGGUAGCUCUUAAUGACGUGCGUGUGCCGAUCGAGAAUCUUCUGGGCCAAGAAAACCAAGGCUUUCUCCCCAUCAUGCUCAACUUCAACAAUGAGCGGUUCAGCAUGGCCGUCUCAGCAUGUCGGAUGUCACGGUGCUGUCUGGAAGAUGCCAUCAGGUAUGCGCGUGCUCGGAAGACGUUUGGGAAGCCCCUCAUCGGACACCAGGUCAUCCGGCAUAAGCUGUCCGAGAUGGCGCGGCUGGUACUGGCCACACAUUCGCUACUGAUGGAAGUCUCCCGCGCCUGGCACUCCAACGACUCUGCGCAGCGUGUGGCUGGGCAGGUUGCACUUGUCAAAGUGCAGGCAUCCCGCACGCUG
Molecule: messenger RNA, 504 nt
Organism: Symbiodinium sp. CCMP2456
Lineage: Eukaryota; Dinophyceae; Suessiales; Symbiodiniaceae
Source: the annotation of a GenBank genome assembly